UACUAUACAGUGACAGUUAUACUCUGUGAUAGAGUAACACACAGUAAAUACGCAGAGACAGUAAGUAAUACACCCUGCCUGGUGGUGAGACUCAGGAAGCCCUUCGAGUCACUCUGACGUCAUUCACGCGGGGCACGGACCGUGAUGUUCACUGUUAGUAUCGUACCACGGCUUCUUUACUGCCCAUCCACUGCGUCAUAAGAUUAAGUCGAAACCGCCGUGCCGUUCAGCGCGUCCUCGCCAGACGGAGAGGGACACAGGGCGGAGACACAGUUCCGGGACGGACACGGGACAGCGAGUCCACGCGGCUCCGGCGGGAGGCUCUUCAGGAGGACCAGUGAUGUCCCCGGUGAGGGUGCUGCUCUUCUGCUUCCUCUGCACGUCCUCGUGUGCAUCAGAGCUGCGGGAGCGCGCGCUGCGGCUCAUGGCCAGAGACCCCCUCAUCGAUGGACACAAUGACCUCGCGCUGCAGCUGAGGAUCCUUCAUAACAACAAACUGAGCCAUAUCAGACUGUACAACCUGAGCAAUGUUGCCACGGACAUAAACCGGCUAAAAACUGGUCGCGUCGGUGCCCAGGUGUUUGCAGCCUAUGUGAUGUGUACAGCGCAGGAGAAGGACGCGGUGCGGCUCACGCUGGAGCAGAUCGACGUCAUCCAGCGCAUGUGCACCUCGUAUCCGGACCUGGAGCUCGUCACCUCGGCACAGGGCCUCGAGCAGUCCACAAAGACAGCCUGCUUGAUAAGCAUCGAGGGGGGACACUCCAUAGACAGCAGCCUGGCCACCCUGCGCAUGUUCUACCAGUUGGGCGUGCGCUCCAUGGCUCUGACACACACCUGUAACACCCCGUGGGCAGAAUCAUCUUCAAAUAUUUAUUCAUUUUAUCCGAAAAAGAAUCAAAGCCUAACAAGUUUUGGUGAGGCUGUGGUGAGGGAGAUGAACCGCCUGGGCAUGAUAGUGGACCUGUCCCACAGCUCCUGGGAUACAGCCCGCAGUGUGCUGGAGAUCUCCACCGCCCCCGUCAUCUUCAGCCACUCUUCUGCCUUCGCGGUGUGCCAACACAACCGUAACGUUCCCGACUGGCUGCUCGUGAUGCUGAAGGAAAAAAGAGGGCUCAUCAUGGUCAACAUGCACAGCGGGUUUAUUUCCUGUGGGGAAAAAGGAAACAUCUCCGUGGUGGCUGACCAUUUCGAACACAUCAGAAAGGUGGCAGGAUUUGAGUCGAUAGGGAUUGGAGGGGAUUACGACGGAGCUUCCAAGUUCCCCGAUGGACUGGAAGACGUUUCCAAGUAUCCUGCCCUUAUCCAGGAACUGGUGCGCAGGAACUGGACGGAAACGGAGUUGGCUGCUAUCCUGAGGCGAAACUUCUUGAGGGUUUUCAAAGAGGUCGAGAAAGUCCGUGACAGACAAAGCAGCCAACCUCCAAGUGAAGCCGAGAUACCCCUUGCGGAUGCUGCCAACCCGUGCCGCCUGAUUCUGACCCGACCGGUGUCAGGUUCUGUCUUUAGAGACGCCUCCUCUUCUAAUGUUAAUGUUCUCACAUGUUCUGUCGUGUCCUCAGUGCUCCUCCCCUUCCUCCUCCUCCUCCUCCUCCUCCUCCUCCCCACUGCAGUUUAGGAACCUCUCCACCUUUCAGGUGUUCUCCUUUCCCCCCAGCCCCCUAUUCUCCCAAUCGACCGGAGCACUUGAAGUCCGCAGAUCACAGCCAGCCGCGGUCCGACAGCCUUUUUCGGCUUUUUCUUUCCCAGAAGUUCUCUCGUACAGGUACUCCCAGAGUGCUCCUGGAAGCUAGAUUCCAAAGUGCCCAUUGUUCUCUAUUUAUGAUGAGAACACAGGUCUGGCUGCCUCUCAGCCGUCUUCCACAAACCUUCGUCAUUUAUAACUCAUAAUUUAUACUGGACACGUUAUCUUUUUAUAAAUGUAUCUAAUAAUUCACUUGUAUAUCCAUUUUUUAGGUCUGAUAUUUUUAUUGUUGUUGGUAUUAUUAU
Molecule: messenger RNA, 1986 nt
Organism: Scleropages formosus (Asian bonytongue)
Lineage: Eukaryota; Metazoa; Chordata; Actinopteri; Osteoglossiformes; Osteoglossidae
Gene: dpep2
Product: dipeptidase 2
Exons: 11
Coding region: 341-1615 (424 amino acids)
Biological process (GO): proteolysis
Molecular function (GO): metallodipeptidase activity
Source: RefSeq, a predicted model, not a curated record